Molecule: messenger RNA, 3133 nt
Organism: Eleginops maclovinus (Patagonian blennie)
Lineage: Eukaryota; Metazoa; Chordata; Actinopteri; Perciformes; Eleginopidae
Product: calsyntenin-2-like
Exons: 17
Coding region: 281-3112 (943 amino acids)
Biological process (GO): homophilic cell-cell adhesion; positive regulation of synapse assembly; positive regulation of synaptic transmission
Cellular component (GO): cell surface; postsynaptic membrane
Molecular function (GO): amyloid-beta binding; X11-like protein binding; calcium ion binding
Source: RefSeq, a predicted model, not a curated record
CCUCCUCCAAACCCCACACUCGUUUUUUAUCCGACGUGGUGAGGUGCGUUACGGGCGCGCCGGGCGGUGUUCCUCCUCCUCCACCUCCUCCUCCUUCUUCUUCUACCACUCCACCUCUUGUCCCACAUAUCAGUGAACUGUUUCCACACUGCGCGCAAAGAGAGAGGAGAAACCCCGAGGCGUAUAGGAACAGGGAAGGAGAAGAGAAAAAAAGAGAGAGAAAGGAGCAGAAGAGAGGAGAGAAGUCACCGUGCCGUCGCUGAAUCCUCCACCGGGAAAGAUGCUCCGAAUAGCCGGCGUGUUGGCUCUGCUGGCUCUGGGUCUGAGCGCUUCCCACAGCAAAGUGAAUAAACACAAGCCGUGGAUUGAGACGUCGUACCAUGGGGUGAUCACCGAGAACACUGACGUCGUUCUGCUCGAUCCUCCGCUGGUGGCCCUGGACAAAGACGCUCCCGUCCCCUACGCAGGGGAGAUCUGUGCGUUCAACAUCCACGGGCUGGAGGCCCCGUUCGAGGCCGUGGUGCUGAACGGUACAUCCGGAGAGGGCCAGCUGAGGGCCCGGGGCCUGGUGGACUGCGAGCUGCAGAAGGAGUACACCUUCAUCAUCCAGGCCCAUGACUGUGGCUCCGGCCCCGGGGGCACGGAGGUCAAGAAGUCCCACAAGGCGGUGGUGCACAUUCAGGUGAACGAUGUGAAUGAGUUUGCCCCGGUGUUUCGGGAGCUGCAGUACCGAGCCGCAGUGACGGAGGGCAAGAUUUACGACAGCAUCCUGCAGGUGGAGGCCACGGACCAGGACUGCUCCCCGCAGUACAGCCAGAUCUGUAACUACCAGAUCUCCACCACAAACACACCCUUCGCUAUAGAUCGCAACGGUAACAUCCGGAACACAGAGAAGCUGAGCUUUGACCGGCAGCAGCAGUACGAGAUCCAGGUGACGGCGUGGGACUGCGGCCAGAAGAGAGCCCUGCACAGCGUCCCGGUCCGCAUCGACGUCAAGCCUGUCUGCAAACCCGGCUGGCAAGAUUGGAGUAAGCGAGUGGACUACGAGCCAGGAACAGGAAGUAAGCAGCUGUUUCCUAAAAUGCACCUGGAGACGUGUGGCGGUCCGCUUUCGUCGGUGAGGACCACAGUGGAGCUGCAGACCAACCACAUCGGGAAAGGCUGCGACCGCGAGACCUACUCUGAGAAGUCUCUGCAGAAACUCUGUGGGGCCUCGUCGGGCAGCACCGACCUUCUGCCGGCCCCCAGCGCCGCCACCAACUGGACAGCCUCCUUGGUGACUGACAGCGGCAGGGACAGCGACCUGAUUUUCAGGUUUGACGGUCAUCAGGCCGCUAAGAUCCCCGACUGGGUGGUUCCGCAGAAUCUGACAGACCAGUUCACCAUCGCGACCUGGAUGAAGCACGGACCCAGUCCCGGGCUCAGAGCGGAGAAGGAGACUCUGCUGUGCAACUCCGACAAGACUGAGAUGAACCGUCAUCACUACUCGCUGUAUGUCCAUAACUGCCGCCUGGUGUUCCUGCUGAGGAGAGACUUCACUCAGGUGGACACGUUCAGACCGGCCGAGUUCCACUGGAAACUGGAGCAGAUCUGUGACAAGGAGUGGCAUUACUACGUCAUCAACGUGGAGUUCCCGGUGGUGACGCUCUACGUGGACGGAGUGACCUACGACCCUUACCUGGUGACGGACGACUGGCCCAUCCACCCGUCACAGAUCGACGUGCAGCUCACAGUCGGCGCCUGCUGGCAAGGUGGUGAGGUGACGAAGCCGUGGUUCACUCAGUACUUCCGGGGCAGCCUAUCCGGACUCACCAUCCGACCGGGGAAGAUCGAGAGUCAGAAAGUCAUUUCCUGUCUGCAGGCGUGCAAAGAGGGGCUGGACAUCAACUCCCUGGAGAGUCUGGAUAAAAACAUAAAGUUCCACUUCAACCCGGCUCAGUCCAUCUUGGUAAUGGAGGGAGAGGACUUGGAAAACAUGAACACCGCUGUGAGGAAAGUUGCCUACAUAAACUCUCGUCAGUUUCCCACACCAGGCAUCCGGCGCCUGCACCUCUCCACCACCGUCCAGUGCUUCGGUGAAGACACUUGCAUCAGCAUCCUGGACAUCGAUGUGGUGGUGAUGGUGCUGCAGCCCAGCGAGCCCAGGAUCACCAUCACCGGCGUGGAGAGACUGAACCGACCGGCCUCCGACCUCCGAGCACCGGGAGGAAUCGCCCUGUUCGAAGACCUCCACAUCAUCAGCACCGUCACCAGGGCCGACGCCGCUGCACAGCACACAGCACAUCGACCGGGGGUGCAGGAGGAGAUCAUUCAUAACUUGGACUACUGCGAUGUGCUGGUGCUGGGGGAGGAGCUGAGGCCGGAGCAGGAGUCCCUCCAACUGCAGCGCAGCGCUCUGCUCGGAAAACACCUGGACGCCACCAACUCCACCUCUGGCAUGUCCAUAUAUGGUGUGGACUCCAUGUCCAACUACGAGCAGGUGAUCCGACAGGUGCGCUACUACAACUGGCAGCCCGGUCAGCUAACAGAGAGACGGUUUCGCCUCACCUGCUCGGAGCUCAACGGACGCUACACCAGCAACGAGUUCAACCUGGAGGUGAGCCUGCUGCACAGUUCAGAAGCAGGGGAGCACGUCAAUCACAUGGUAGCCCCGCCUCAGUACAUGCAGGUGGUGCACCAUCCGUCCAUGGUGCAGGACCUGUACCCCAGCCACAGCUCAGCCAUGCCGAGUGCUGCCACCGUGGUGAUCGUGAUGUGUAUCGCCGCUCUGGUGGUGGCGGUGGUGUUCGGCAUCUACCGCAUCCACCUGACCCACCAGCAGGAGGUGAAGCUGGCCGAGACGGCUAAGGAGGCGGACGGGAGCUGGGACGACUCGGCUCUGACCAUCACCGUCAACCCCAUGGAGAACCUGAAGGAGCCCCAGGCUGCAGAGGAGGAGGCCAGCGAGGAGGAAGAGGACGAGGAGGAAGAGGACGAUGAUGAGGAGGAAGAGGAUGACAUCACCAGCGCUGAGUCAGACGACAGCGAGGAGGAAGUGGACGUCCAGCUACCCAGGGUGCAACGCUCGAGCAAGACGGGCCGAAACUGGGACAAAACAACGAUAUCUUAUUGAGACACACACACUCACAGUCAC